This is a messenger RNA of Mycotypha africana, 1750 nucleotides long. RefSeq lists its product as uncharacterized. The transcript has 3 exons. The record is from RefSeq and is a predicted model, not a curated record. Lineage: Eukaryota; Fungi; Mucoromycota; Mucoromycetes; Mucorales; Mycotyphaceae. Bases 109 to 1743 code for a protein of 544 amino acids.
UUUUAUCAACAAUUAUAUUGCAUUGUUAUCAUCAAUUAGCUUUCUCUUUUCUUCGUAGCUGACCGACAUCACCGAUUUUUUUAUGCAUUGUAAUCAGUAUACUUAAAAAUGUUAAUCAGCUUUACCGGGGGCAUUCUUUUGAUUUACUAUACACAUAUUGUUUCAUCACAACAGCAUGAGCAACAGCGAAAUGAACUCGAAGAAUCAACAGCAGCAACACCACAACAAAGUGGCUCUUUUUGUUUAGAUAGCAAUUUCAGAUCCUUCAUAACAAAGACAAAUACAUCAUCACAUAUAUGGACACCUUGUCCUUGGAAAAGUGAUGAUAUGAACUUUGCUAAUCAGUUGCGUACAGCCUUUCUUACUACUCACAAAAGUACUAUUAGCUCAAAUGAUGCCGGCAGCAACAACAAAAUCUUCUCUCCGGUAGAAGAUAACCUACUUUCGGUACCAAUGAAUAUUACAUUCCAUUGUUACCUUGCAGCCGAAGACAUUUGCAGAAAAGCUGAAAAAGCAUUCCAGAAGGCGGGUGAAAUAAUCUCUAGUGUCGUUCUAUUUCAAGAGCCGGUCAAUGUGAAUGCAACCUUGGUAUCUUUCUGUGAGAUGGGUGGUGAAUGUGGUGAGGGAAAGUUAAUGACAUUGGGAGGUUCUUCACCAGCUAGAGCAAUGCCUUUAUUGAACACAGAUGGUCUCUUACGGCUUCAUCCUCAAGCUUUGGUGAAGCAAUUUGGUAUUGAUGAGCACCCAGCAUUUGCACCUUAUGAUAUUCAAAGCGUUUUCAAUGCAGAUGCUCCAUUUUGGUUCGAGGAAGAUGGCCUGCCUAUUGCAGCAAAUCAAGCAGACUUCUUAUUUGUUAUCUUACAUGAGUUUAUGCACGGAUUAGGCUUCUACUCUGGUUGGAACGAGUACAUUUCUGUACAGGCCUUGACACCUGAUCCAUCCCCUUUCUUAGCAAAUCAGUUCAUGACCAUGCUAAACCCAACAACUAGCGCUAUUCAUCCAAGCCAAUUCUUAGAAAGCGCAAUGGAUCGGUUAAUGAUCGUAUCUGGAAAUAAAACUGUUACAGCGUCUUCAUCGGAACAACGACAACAACACAAACACAUAUCUGACCUCACUCGUAAUUUAAACAAAAUUCAGGCGCGCACAGUGAAGGAAUUGGUAAACUCUCGUGAAUUUAAGGAAGCAGCGAAACAAAUGGGUUUGUACGCUACAACGGCUGGCUCAUUACAAUUAGAUUUACCUACUUCCAAAGAAAAGAAACCACUUACCUUAGAGACAGGCUUGAAACCCUUCCAGCCAGGAUCAUCGAUAUCGCACGUAGAUUAUUCGCAAUAUACAAACUCACCUGAUUUUUUGAUGCGAUUUAUGCAAGACCGAGGAUUGACGUUAACUGAAGCCCUUAAAAGAGGAGGUGGAGACCAUCCGAUCGGACCUCUCCUGCUCAAUGUCCUCGAAGAGCUGGGUUAUUCGACCAUCAAAAAUCCCGAUGUAGUUCCACCGUUAAUGGCAUUUCAUGAACAAGGAAUGACAAGUCUUAUUAUUGAUAAUUUUGAUGAAAUUGAUAAACAAGGAAGAGAUGGAUUGAGGAGAAAGCACCGUCAUCAUGACACCUCUACAAAUAUAACUGAUAAAAGUGGAAGGCUUCUUUCUUCGUCUAUCCCUCAAGCGGUACCCACUGUUUUUGUGCUUGCCAUGUAUCACUCAUUGUGUUUACUACUACUUUCAUCUUUUGUUGUAUUUUAAUUAAUAA